CCCCCACUUUAGCUUGGUGAGCUUCCUUAGCUUGCUCCAGCCAUGUCUGAAACAGCAAAAGUUUCCUCUUCAUUCCCACGCGGGUCCUCGGGUGGUGAGUUGUCCCCGGGCACAAGGGUUAUGGUCCAUGGCAUUAGAUCGGAGAAAGACAUCAAUGGGAAAGAGGGCACUUGCAUCGAAUGGUGCCCCGAGACUGGACGUGUGCAUGUGCAAAUGGAUGAUGCUAUGAAGGCUUUGAGGCCCCGGAACCUCAAGGUGAUGCGAGCUCAGACCGAAGUCAAUGAAAUGAUGAACCGGGUGCUGACUGUUUUCGAAAGUGCUGACAGCAAUGGUGAUGGUGUAUUGGACCUCAAUGAAUUCGAGAGAUGUUUGGAAGGUAUUGGCUUGGGGAAGGAGUAUGUGACCGCUUUCCAGAUGGCAAUGGAUAAAGAUAAUGACUUCGAGAUCGACUAUACCGAGUUUACUAGCUGGGCAUUAGGUACCAAUGUUCCGGGCAAGCGAACUCGCCUGGACUUAUAUUGGCCAAAGAAGCGUGACGUGAAGAUUGAGAAGGUUGACGAUGAUGACACAGUCCCAGACCAUGACGAAGAACUCACUGAAGAAGAUGUCAUCAGGAUUAUGAAGCGGCCGUUGCCUGAUGAUUGGCCAACCCACGGGAUUGCCAUCAUGAACAACGCCAGAGCCCGAUUUCCACAUUAUCCAGUAGAAGGAAUUGUUUGGUCAAUGAAGCGGAACGAAUAUGUUGGCGGCCGUGUUCUCGCGGACAUCAGGGCAACCGGAGCUAAAGAGGUGCACCCUUGUCGGACCACUCCUCUUCGGGCUUCAGAGGAUGCUUUUCCAGCUAUCUACCGAAAUAUUUCCCCAGAGGGAGAACUUAUGGUGUACGAGCUGCGAGAUGACAGCACCUUUGGAGCAAUGCGCGAUCGCAAGGUGCCUCCCAUGGGUGUAAUUCCUCGUGGCGAAAUGUUCACCGUUUACGAAGUAUUGCGUGGUGCUGAGUAUGGGUUCUGCUUCGGGCGCAUCAAGUACAAGGGCCAAGAGAGCCCAACAACCUGGGUCGUUCUUGGGCUGCUUAUCGAGCGAGGUGCCCACUGGUCGAUACCGGAUACGGCUCGGAAGCCAUCUGAUUUGACAUUUUCUGACGCUGAACGAAUGAACUCACUGUGGUGACAAAAGGGAUUGUGUCGUCGCAAAGCGACACUUUCUCACUGCGUGUUGCCAAUUGUAUGCUAUAGUUUCAGCACACCCUCAACCCUCUCAGUCAAAGACUCGAGCGGAUGAGGGUCGUAGCUUGUUCAACACUAUUGCAAAGCAGUUUCUUGAAACUUUGUUGUGCUGGCACAAGUCUUGGACACAGCUUCAUAAUCCUCAACCGUCAAGCGGUAGCCCCGGUAGACCGACUGAUGCAUUCCAAAAACAAAGCCCCAAGUCAGCUGCAAGCUUCAG
This is a messenger RNA of Durusdinium trenchii, 1446 nucleotides long. Lineage: Eukaryota; Dinophyceae; Suessiales; Symbiodiniaceae. The record is from the annotation of a GenBank genome assembly.